AUGUCUUACCGAUAUGCUACCGACUCGAAUUUCGCUCUUGAUUCCAUACAAGACCUCUUGGCGGAGGUUGGGCGUCUGGAGACCAGCCGUUCUAUCUGGCGUUACGCGAAGGACCAACAGAAGACCCAGGAAGAGCGUUUCCCGGCGGCACGGGUGUGCAAACUCUGCCUCUACUUUCUUGUCCUCUACGCCCUCCUAGGUGGCUUCUCCUGGGGCUACUUCAAUUGGUUCAUGUACUUUCAAAUAUCCGCAGAAUACCCGAAACUCACAGGCGGGCAGAGCCUGUUGCAGAUGCAUCCAGGCUUGAGUCGAGUACCUAACCCCAAUGUCUUUACCAGCCUGAUUCAGUUGCGACCCUAUGAGCCGCUCUCAGAUGCUCAACUGAUUGAUCAAAUGCUGUCCUUCCUCUAUGCCUACCAAAAGAAACGAUGUGCGAUGAUGAAGGAUUGUGUCCACGGUACUGGGGCCGAUGUAGUAAAUACGCGACGACCUUGUGCCUUUGAUCUCAAUGCUGCUGGACCCUGCAAUCUCGCCAACAGUUAUGGCUUCACAUCGGGGAGUCCGUGCAUUGCACUCAAAAUGAAUCGCAUCUACGGUUGGUUGCCGGAACCCGUAGAAUUCGCCACGGGAGUCCUAGUGAAGUGUGAGGGUGAGACAGAGGUUGAUACCCUGAACAUGGGUACGGUUCGCUACUAUGACAUGGACCAUUUUUUCACGGGUCAGAGACGACCGAAGACAACCAAUGGAAGCUUCCACGCUGCCUUCUUUCCAUACCUCAAUCAGGGCUGCUAUCACCAGCCCCUGGUAUUUUCAGAGUUUUCCGGAAUGCGACGGAACACUCUGAUUCGGGUCAAGUGUUACCUCAUUGCAAAAAAUAUUCCGGUUAGCUUUGAACGUAAUGAGGGAUCUGUCCGAUUUGAGAUUCUUGUGGACUAA
Molecule: messenger RNA, 936 nt
Organism: Dibothriocephalus latus
Lineage: Eukaryota; Metazoa; Platyhelminthes; Cestoda; Diphyllobothriidea; Diphyllobothriidae
Source: the annotation of a GenBank genome assembly